AUGUUGCCACAAGACAAUAACACUCCACCACAAGAUCCUUCCGAUCCAAACCAAGCUGUCCAAGCAGCUGGUAUGAAUGAAAUGAACCAAAAACUCUCAGAAUUAUCCGAAAGAGAAACUGAAGAAUUGGUUAAAAGUUUCCAAGAUCACUUUAACGAUUGUACCAAAGCUUGUAAGAAGCCUAAUAUUUUAGUUGCUGGUAUUACUGGUGCUGGUAAAAGUAGUUUAGUUAAUGCAGUUUUUGGUGAAGAAUUAGCUAGAGCAGGUGCCGGUAUGCCUGUGACUCAACAUUUCCAAAAGUAUGAACCAUCCGAUAAGCCAGUUGUUAUUUAUGACUCUAAAGGAUUGGAAUGGAACAGUCACGAAGAAUUUAUUAAAGAAACUGGUAAAUUCUUUAUGCAAUUGAGACAAUCACCAGAUGUUACUAAUCAUAUCCACGUUGUUUGGUAUGUUGUCAAUACUGCUCGUGGUAGAUUUGAAAACUUUGAAGCUGAAGUUGUUAGAGAAGUUUUCUCACCAACACCUGUCAUUUUCGUUUUAAAUAAGAGUGAUUUGGCUGAUACAACUCAAUUGAAGGCAAUUAAGAAAGUUAUUGAAGAUGAAAAAUUGGAACAUAAUAAGGGUAUUCAUGUUUGUAUUUCAAAGAGAGAAAAUUGGACUCAAUCUUGGUGUCCUGAUUGUUUAAGUGAUGACGUUUUUUAUGAUGAAGAAACUAAACAAUUAGAAUGUAGCGAUUGUGGUUAUAAUUGUAUUCUCCAAGAUAGUUAUGGUAUGAAGAAGUUGAUUAAUCAUACUUGUGAACUUUUACCUGAAUUGGCAAGAGAUGCUUUCAUGUACUCACAAAUUGCAUCAAUGGCUGAAAAGGAUAGAAGAGCUAAAGAAAUUGUUAUUGAUUAUACCAAGGAAAUUACAAUUGAUGCCAAAGGUUCAUUUAUCAAAAAGAUUGCAGAAAUGUGUGCUAAAUUAUUUGUUAUUUGGGGUUGGCCAUUAACUGGUGACACUUUCAAAGAAGGUUUGGCUGAUAUGCAACGUGAAUACAUGUCUCAACUUAAUUUCAAGGAAAGAUAUGCUGCUGUUGCUGUUGACAAAUUGUUUGGGUCAAGACUUUCUAAAGCUUUCAGUGGUGUCAUUGGUUUAACAAUGAACAGAGGUAUGAAGAAAUUGAACGAACAAUUGAUUGAAAAAUGUGCUAAGGGCGAACUUAAGGAAAUGAAAAUGGAAGAUUUUAUUAAGGAAUCUGAUUUGACAGAAGAUUUCAUCAAAUUCUUCUUUGAAAUAGCUCUUACACAAGGUGUAGAUGUUGCUCUCGAUAAGUUAUGGGAUUUGUCAAGUGAAGAAUUGGUUCAAUUGAUGGGUCAAAUGGACUUUAAUAAUGCUGGAUUAUUUGGUAACGUUAACUUUGAAGAAGCAGCUAACAUUGAACAAAUUGAACAACUCAUUCAAAAUGUUGAUGAUGUUUCCAUCUCUGAAGUUGAUGUCGAAGGCUUAGAUGAAGAAGAAAAAGCACUUUUGAAGAAAUCACCAGAAGAUGAACAACCACCUGUUGAUUAAAUAUUAUUCAUCCCAUGUAUUUAUU
Molecule: messenger RNA, 1576 nt
Organism: Naegleria gruberi
Lineage: Eukaryota; Heterolobosea; Eutetramitea; Acrasida; Naegleriidae
Exons: 2
Coding region: 1-1551 (516 amino acids)
Biological process (GO): tRNA methylation; tRNA wobble uridine modification
Cellular component (GO): mitochondrion; cytoplasm
Molecular function (GO): GTP binding
Source: RefSeq, a predicted model, not a curated record